This is a messenger RNA of Saitoella complicata NRRL Y-17804, 1026 nucleotides long. RefSeq names its product Arginine N-methyltransferase 2. Lineage: Eukaryota; Fungi; Ascomycota; Saitoellomycetes; Saitoellales; Saitoellaceae. Gene Ontology annotation, cellular component: nucleus; cytoplasm. Gene Ontology annotation, molecular function: protein arginine N5-methyltransferase activity. The transcript has 2 exons. Bases 1 to 1026 code for a protein of 341 amino acids. Gene Ontology annotation, biological process: peptidyl-arginine methylation. The record is from RefSeq and is a predicted model, not a curated record.
AUGUCCCCUGACCAGCUCGCUGUUAACCAGCGUUUCCUCGAAGCCUGCCGUGCUUUGGACAUCGAGCAGAUCCAGAAACUCGUGAGAGACGAGGGCGCAGAUGCGUGGUUCCAGGAGCCCGAGACCGGAAAGGGACCUCUGCACCUCGACGCGGCGGUCGAAAAGGCCGAUGAGUGCUUGAGUUGGCUCAUGGGAAACGGAGCAGUAUGGAACCAAAUGGACCGCGAAUAUAGAACCCCGGCCUGCCGCGCCCGCGAAUACGGCCUCGCAAAACUCUACGCCAACUGUAUCGACGCUGGCGUCCGCGCCGAACUUCUACUGGCGCACUUGAACAGGAAGCAACAAACCAGCGCUGGCGCACGCAAUGAGGCUUACCUGAACUCGAAACUCACUUGGACGGAGCCAACGGAUGGUGCGAAGACCUUGUUGGAUGAUGAGAAUAAUGGUGUGAUGAUGUCUUGGGAGAAGGAUAUUAUGAAGAGGAGUGCGGAGGUUUUGGUGCCCACGCCUGGUGAGGGAUCUGUUUUGAACAUCGGUUUCGGACUUGGUAUUGUCGACACAUAUCUUCAGGAGAGACGGCCGAAGAGACAUGUUAUCGUUGAGGCGCACCCGGAUGUGAUCGCAGAGAUGAAGGCACAGGGAUGGGACAAGAAGCCUGGUGUGGAGAUUGUGGAGGGCAGAUGGCAAGAUGUCGCUGGCCAGCUCGCGGAGCAGGAGGUUUUCGACAGUGUCUACUACGACGCCUUCGGAGAGUACUACGAGGACCUUCGCGAAUUCUUCGACGAGGCAGUCGGGUUGCUCUCACCAGACGGAAUCUUGUCUUUCUUCCACGGUUUGGGAGCGGACAACCAGACGUUCUACGAUGUCUACACCAAGCUGGUCAUGCUGGAGCUUUACGACUUUGGUCUGGAUACCGAGUGGGAGGAGCUUUACAUUGAUAUGCCUGAUGAGGAGUGGGAGGGUACCAAGAGGAGGUACUGGGCUUUGGGUACGUACAGACUGCCCAUCUGCAAGUUCUUGUCGUGA